AUGAGCGCGUAUGAGGAUUCCUUUGAAGACACGGACACGGACACGAACACCACAGCCGACUCCUCACAUGCGCAUUCCGAGUCGUCUCUGCUGGUGAGAUCGACAGAGGCGUUAUUACCGUCCUCCUCUGCGGCUGUUGCUGCUCCGCCUGUUCCCGUUCCGGUGCCUCUUCCACAGCCAGUAGAAGAAGUGGAACCGGCAGGCCCAACAACUCGCACAGCACGUCCACCAGCCGAUACCACCAACAUAGAUCCACCAUUUUCUUCUUCUUCUCCUCCUCCUCCUCCUGCUAAUACUACGACGAAUCCUGCUAAUAGUGCGGCUUCUCUGACAGCUUCUACAUCGCUGAACCAGGAUAAACAUGACUCUUCUCUGAAGGAUCUGGCCAUUCCACGGAGGACCACAACGUCUACGGACACUAUGCCAUCUAGUCUGGAUAUGCAAUAUGCGGGAUUAGUAGCACCAAAGGGGGAUGAGUUUCAAGUUCUUUCAUCAUAUAUUGCUUUUCGUGGAAGUUCUCAAGGGUCCGUGCGUGGAACUUCCGCCACAACAGAUAGUGUUAUCAAGUUAACUGGAGAGAGUGGUGUGGUUGCUGUUGCCGAAGUGGUGGAAGGAAGUGCCGUACUGCAGAAGAGUAGUCCUACCCCUUCUGCUCUUGAUCAUCCUGUACGGGAAGAGACCGAACAGGAUACAACUAUAUCACGAAUAGCAAGUAGUAGUGUCUUUAGCACACUUUCACAACACAUGGGAAAAUUACAGGCACGACAAGAAAAUAUAAACACCACAGGUUUACCAAAGGAACCGAUGGUAACUACAACUUCAGAGCUUCCCCAUGAUGAUAAUGAUGAUGAUAGAAAAGCACUCGUCAGUAAAACUCCUACUGUUACUAUGAAUGAUGGUAUAACUAGUGCAGUUAUUGGCAGUACAAACAUUACUUCUUCUCCAGCUGUGGUUUCUGUGUCGUGUCUUCCCCCACCCCCUAGUAUACCAGAAGUACCACCAGCACCACAAAUUACAUUUUCACUUCCUAAUGUAGCUCCACCAAUGUCACUCACAUCAGCAGUGACAUCAUCACGGUUACCUGGUAUGGAAAAUAUUCUUGCAAAUGUACCUCCGCCACUUCCAUCACGAGAUCCACAACAGGAUCCAAAAAUCAUAGAAUUACGCGAAACAUCUGAGGCAGUAGAACGGUUAGUGCGUGCCUUUGCGUUGCUUCGUGGUCAUGCUGUACCUUCUACUACGACAGGGACAGACUCUGAUCUUCUUGCUACAGAAAAGACAUCUUUUAACACGAAGGAUACGGAGAAGUUAUCAAGUUUUCGUCAACAACACGGUGUUGGAGAUGCGGGGACAGUGCGAGUGUCUCAGUCGGCUGCUCAUAGUCUUCCACGUCGUAGGUCUCCUUAUACAGAGUUAGGUAGUAUUAAUAGUAGAAGUGGUAGUAAAAACAAAAAAGAAAAUAUCCAAGAUGAUGAUGAAAUGGAUGAAAAUAAACAAAAAUCAUUAAAAAUAAAUGAAGCUGCAGUGGAAGAUGCUAUUAUGUGUCUUGUUAUGGAACUUUUACAGAGAGAUGCGAAACAACCAUUUGAAGAGCGUAACGAUCGAAAGGCUAUUCAACCAUCUUUUGAAGUGGUGGAUAUGGAAAAUUUUAGGUCUUCUACUCAUCCCCAUACUGGCAAAGGACGUAAACCUGCACUUGAUAAACUUGUACCAUUUUCAGUAUUUGAGGGAGGUAUGCAAACCUUUGCACCAGAUAAUGCUGAUGCUGCAGAUUCAUUAUACCAUAAUAUAAUUGAUGCACUACAAAAGUAUGUUUGGUCACAUGUAUCGGCACCUAGAAAUCAACGCAACUAUGAUAAAACUGGAGGAGGAGGAGGAGGAGGAGGUAAUUUCACACCGGCUAGUGCUUUUUUUGUAUGGGUGUUGUUGCUUGAUUUGCUCUCUGUUUGUAUGCAAGUACUUGAGAAUCGACUUGCUGCAGGGGUAAACGACACUACUCCUGUGUGGAUACAGUACGAAGGUCCACAUGAGGCGGAGUCACUUGCCCGCAAUGCCGUUCAUUGUCUCCCAUUUGAAGUAUUAGACCCAUCAACAGGAGAAAAUGGGGCCUCCGCAGCAGCAACAACAGGGCGAAGACCUCUUUUCCGUAUGGAGUAUUGGGUAACAAGGAACACCAUGUGGACAAUCACAGAAGCCCUCGCGGCGUCUAUACGCGAAGGUGUUGUUUCUCGUUCGGACGGCUAUCGUGCUUUUCGUAGUGAUGGUUCCCCGUCUUCUUCCGGCGGUUACGGCUUCUCUUCAGAUGAUAUGGGAAUGCUGGAUCCAGCCGCACUCUGUCCAACACGGAUUCCACUCUUUUCACUUGUGCCAGCAGAACGCACGGGUGGUGGACCACGUGAGGAUUCAUCACAUGUCCGAAAGACAUUUGCACGAAAUGAUGUACAGAAUGAUGAUGGUGAAACCAAUACGGAGGAUUAUUUUCAAAUAGAACCACAAACGUUGGAGUUACUCGCGCACACCGUAUCGACAGUGAGCACAGAGUUGCUCGAGCGCGAUAUUCAAACUACUGGCAAAAAGUAUAGACAAUAUUAUCAGGAUGCAAGCCGUGGUGUAGCAGAAGCGGUAUCUGAGCUCCUAAAUGAUGCGGGAAUUCGUGCUGCCGUCCAACGCCGGGCGAAGGCGAAGAUGGUAGAAAUAUCGGAGCGCCGUGAAGUGAGUGGCCGUGCAACUCGUGAGGAAAAGGAGCGUUCAAUGAUUGCGGCUGCAGAAGAGGAGGCGGAGCGGGUAGUGGAGAAAAUCCUGCAGGAAAUGCGUCUUGAAGAAGCCAAUAGGAGAUAA
This is a messenger RNA of Trypanosoma theileri, 2838 nucleotides long. RefSeq lists its product as uncharacterized. The record is from RefSeq and is a predicted model, not a curated record. Bases 1 to 2838 code for a protein of 945 amino acids. NCBI's taxonomy places the organism in Eukaryota, Euglenozoa, Kinetoplastea, Trypanosomatida, Trypanosomatidae. The transcript has a single exon.